Messenger RNA from Drosophila novamexicana, 1040 nucleotides. RefSeq lists its product as uncharacterized. The record is from RefSeq and is a predicted model, not a curated record. The coding region runs from base 143 to 751 and encodes 202 amino acids. NCBI's taxonomy places the organism in Eukaryota, Metazoa, Arthropoda, Insecta, Diptera, Drosophilidae. The transcript has 3 exons.
CAUUUGAUAGCCGGCAACAACAGCAGCAGCAGCUGAGGCACAAAACUUGGCCGAACGUGAAGCAUGUAAAGGCCACGAUUGCCAUAUGAAGAUAUGUUGAAACUUGAACAGCAGCAGCAGCAGCAACAACAACCAGAACAACAUGGCCGCCGGCAAUGGAGCAAGCGCCAGCGAUCUGGACUGCCAAGUCAAUGUGGAGGAUUUGCCCAUAACCUUCAAGGUCAAAUACAUUGGCUCGGAGGUGGCGCGUGGCCUGUGGGGCAUUAAGUACACACGCCGGCCGGUUGAUUUAAUGGUGGGCGUGGCCAAGAAUCUACCGCCCAACAAAGUGCUGCCCAACUGCGAGCUGAAGGUGUCGACAACGGGCGUCCAGCUGGAAAUUAUCUCGCCCAAGGCGAGCAUCAACAACUGGAGCUAUCCGAUAGAUACGAUAUCGUACGGCGUACAGGAUCUGGUCUACACGCGCGUCUUUGCCAUGAUUGUGGUCAAGGAUGAGUCCAGUCCGCAUCCGUUUGAAGUGCACGCUUUUGUCUGCGACAGUCGGGCCAUGGCGCGCAAGCUGACCUUUGCUCUGUCCGCCGCUUUUCAGGACUACUCGCGGGUGGUCAAGGAGGCCGCCGACGAUGACCAGGACAAUGGCAAUGCCACGCCCAGCGACGCCAUAACGCCCACACGGCAAAAGUUCGCUAUCGAUCUGCGCACACCCGAGGAGAUUCAAGCGGGCGAACUGGAGCAGGAAACGGAGGCAUAGCACAUACCUCCUAUGUGUGUGUCCAUGGGUGUCCAUGUGUGUGCACGUGUGUGUGUAUCGGUGUCUUAUAUAUAUUUGUAUUAUUUCGUGGGGUUCGGGAGUCGCGGAGUCAAUUGUGAUUGGCCUAGUUACUUAUCGUCCAGCUAACGCAGAUGCUGUUGUUAUUGUACUUCUCUCACCAGGUAGUUGCCUCAUACAGCUAAUUACCCAAAGCCUAAGCGUAAACGAACUGUAAACAAUUGAUUUUUUACCUAAAAUAAAUAUUAAUAUAUAAACUAAUUGUAUAAAU